Stegostoma tigrinum is the source of this 2479-nucleotide messenger RNA. Its product is annotated as dual oxidase maturation factor 1-like. Gene Ontology annotation, cellular component: endoplasmic reticulum membrane. The transcript is spliced from 8 exons. The record is from RefSeq and is a predicted model, not a curated record. The coding region runs from base 157 to 1125 and encodes 322 amino acids. Gene Ontology annotation, biological process: protein transport. Lineage: Eukaryota; Metazoa; Chordata; Chondrichthyes; Orectolobiformes; Stegostomatidae.
GAGGCACUGAGAGGCUAAAUUUAAAACUACUUGAGCCAGCCGCAGAGUCAGUUCUUUGCAGCGACUUGCAGAUAGCUCCCAGCGAGAAGUCGAAUUGUUGGAACUUUUGUAAUUUUUUCGUCGCCUUUGCCCAGGUGUAUACAAAGGACAACUGAGAUGACUUUUUAUGAUGGUAUUUUCCCCUUCUAUCCAACGUCAAGAACACCAGUCGUGUUCAACACCAUCCAAAUUGUGGUGAUCAUUAUAUUUUUAGUCUUCCUGGUGGCCUUUCUUGUCAUACUGAUAGGUAUUCGUGGGAUUGAAAAACUACACUGGUUCGUGAGGGUCACCCUGAGUCUCUUCAUUGGUGCCGUCAUUGUUGCUGUCAAUUUCACCAAUGACUGGGAGAGAGGUUAUGCCAUGGUGAAUACAACAUAUAAAUCCUUCAACAAUGAGAAUGUCAAAGCAGAAGUUGGGAUUCACAUUGGGUUGAAAGGAGUAAAUGUAACUCUGAAAGGACUCCCCGAGACUCAACUCAAUGAAAUAAUCAACUACAACGAAGAGUUUCUUUGGCAGUUUGGUCUCAACUAUGAAAGCCAAUAUCGCAAAGGGCUGGAGAGGGGCCUUCCAAACCCAAUUCUGUACAUAGCAGAGAAGUUUACUCCCAACAGCCCGUGUGGCGUGUAUUCACAAUACAGGGUCUCUGGACAGUAUGCCUCUGCUACAAUGUGGGUGGCUCUGUGUGCUUGGAUGCUUUCCAAUAUCCUCCUGUGGCUGUUUGUCUUUUUAUAUGGAGGAUACAUGAUACUGGUAACCGGCUUUUUCAUGAUUUUCUCAUUGAUCUCAUUUGGUACCACGAGACAUACGCCACUCUGUGCCAUUCAGUUUGAUGAUAUGAAAUUACAGAGCGCCCUUGGGCCAUCCUUCUGGCUAACUUUAGCAACAGCUUUGCUCUGUUUGAUUAUUGGAGUGACCAUUGUGGCCAUGAGCAUCUUUGCUCCGACCAGGAUGAGUAAGAUCUUCCUGGUGGAUGCCAGCAACAAUGAAGAAGACAGCUAUGAGACUAGCUUUUAUAACCAGACUUACAGUGAUGCUGAUAAAGUGAAUCAGAGUUUGCCAUUGGAAGAGCUGGAAAAAGCUGUGUAAUCGAGGGAGAAAAUCUGCCAUGAGCUAUCAUCGCCUCAUGGUCUACUUCUGCCUAGUGAACAAACAGAAGACUUGUUUGCUUUAUCAUCAUGUGGAAGUUUAUACCAUGUCUACACACCUAGUCCCUUUAAAUUCUAACACUAAAGAUCACCACCUAGCACAGGAUCACAAUUUUUACUUGUUAGUUCUGCCUUGUUACUGUUUUCAUACAAAGAUGUAACCGCAGGAGCACUCAAAGGAGAAAUCAAAUGCACUGCAGCUGAAAGCUAAAUCGGAGAAUGUGGAAACUUUCUGGCUCAUUUUACAUCAAGUCAAUGCAGGGUUAGUCAAUGAAUAUGUUCAGGACUGAGGUCGAUAGAUUUCCAGAUCCAAAAGUUAUCAAAGGAUAUGGAAACAAUGCUGGAAAAUCACAUCCAAGUAGACGAUCAGCCAUGAUCUAACUGAAUGGUGUGGAAUAGGAUCAAAGGCUGAAAUAGCCUCCACCUGCUUCAAUUUCCUAUGCUUCAUGGAGGAUUGCACUGAAUACAAUUGCAUCUGGAUGUGAAUGAAAUGCCCACUUCCAUUUAAGUGAAUGGCCAAACUUUAAAGCAAAUGAUAAUGAGUGAGCAUCUCGAAUCAUUGAGAAUCAGGCAUUGUUCUGUGGGCCAGAGCUGUGAUACAGAAGUGCGUUUUCCCCGUGUUAAGAUUAAGUGCCGGAACUGAAGUUGUACCAGUCUCUCUACCUGAUGAACCAUGUUGUAAAUGCGCUGGUAGCAAGCAUUGGGAGAAAUUUUGACCUCACUGAUCAAUAUCCAGAGUCUUCCUCCUCUCCAGGGUGUGAGUCAGCCAUCUAACUUGGGGUACCAGAAGUUAUGAGUGGAUUCUUUGAGAGAAGCACUUUGGGGUCCUGCAGUUAUCAGAGUUCAUAGUCCUUGGGAAAGGAGGGAGAGAAAAGAGCUGAAACUUUCACAAUUUGUGUCAGCUUGAUAGUGUAUUUUCUGUACCAUCUUGUAACUUUGAAACUGAAAUGCUCAUUGUUGCUAAUUUUGGUUUGGACAUAUGUGACAUCACAUUUAAUAGCUUCACCUUAUGAAGGAAGGUGGGUAGAGGGGAGAGAGAGAACUUAGAGGUGAAUUUGUGGAACUGCAACAGUGCCUAGAUUCCAACUCCAUUCACUGUCCUUCCCUGACAAUGAAAGUUAAGCAAGCCUCACAUACGCCUCCAGUGCAAUCAUAAUCUAAUCAUCUCAUUUCCCAUAAAGCAGCUUCUCUUUCUUCUUUGUGAAGUCUGUUUUAUUCUGGACCAUGCUUUCUGGAAACUAUGGGUUGAAAUUCCAAAGUCUGGUUUUUAUGCUUUUUUGUUUCCUAUAUCCCUU